CUCAUUUACAAUUGCGACCUGGCCAAGAUAAAGAAAAGCAGUUCGACCGGUACAACAACACACAUGGAGUAAAACAAACAUACAGUCAAUAAUACAGUAAAAAAACAAGUCUAUGUACAAUGUGAGCAAAUGAGGUGAGACAAGGGAGGUAAAGGCAAAAAACGCCAUGGUGGCUAAGUAAAUACAAUAUAGCAAGUAAAAAAUAUAUUUAAAAAACACUGGAAUGGUAGAUUUGCAGUGGAAGAAUGUGCAAAGUAGAGAUAGAAAUAAUGGGAGUGCGAAGGAGCAAAAUAAAUAAAUAAAUACAGUAGGGGGAGAGGUAGUUGUUUUGGCUAAAUUUAAAAAACGGACAAUUAAAAAUAAGUAUUGCCCUUGGUUCAGUUCAGCGCUAUCUGAAGUCAUACACAACAGAGAUUCACAGACUCUGCAGUCUUUCAGGCGGUUGAGAAAUAUGUGUGUAAAACUAGUUAAAAAAGCUAAAUUAGAUAUUAUGUUAAUACACUAUCUGAAUGUACAGGGAACCCUGCUACAUUUUGGAAAGAUGUUACAUCACUGAAGGGUUGUUUCUCCUUUUCUCUCCCCCAAAUGAUACAUUUAGAUUCCGGCCCUAUUACUGACAAAAUUGAUAUCAUGAAUGCAUUAAUCACCAUUUUAUCUCUGCGGGCUGUAUUUGAAUGUAUUUCAAGGCCAGAUCUUGAAAAUAGUAUUUUGGAUGUUGAUGGUGAAUCUAUUGAAUAAUACUGAAAAUGCUGAUUGUGUGCGUAUUGUCGUUGUCCUGUUGGAAGGUGAACCUUCGCCGCAGUCUGAUGUACUGAGUGCUCUGGAUCAGGUUUUCAUCAAGGAUCUCUCUGUACUUUUCUCCAUUCAUUUUUCCCUCGAUCCUGACAAGUCUCCCAGUCCCUGCCACUGAAAAGCAUAACCACAGCAUGAUGCUGCCACCACCGUGCUUCCCCGUAGGGAUGGUAUUGGCCAGAUGAUGAGUUGUGUCUGGUUUCCUCCAGAUGUGAUGCUUGGCAUUCAGGCUAAAGAGUUCAAUCUGGGUUUCAUCAGACCAGAUCAUCUUGUUUCUCAUAGUCUGAGAGUCCUUUAAGUGCCUUUUGGCAAACUCCAAGAGUGCUGUCAUGUGCCUUUUACUGAGGAGUGGCUUCCGUCUGGCCACUCUACCAUAAAGGCCUGAUUGGUGGAGUGCUGCAACUCAAUCCUGUCUCUGACCUUUACGGACAAUUUUUUCAACUUCAUGGCUUGGUUUUUUCUCUGACAUGCACUGUCAACUGUGGGACCUUACAUAGACAGGUGUGUGUCUUUCCAAAUCAUGUCCAAUCAAUUGAUUUUACCACAGGUGGACUCCAUUCAAGUUGUACAAACAUCUCAAGGAUGAUCAAUGGGAAACAGGAUGCACCUGAACUCAAUUUUUUGUCUCAUAGCAAAGGGUCUGAAUACUUAUGUAAAUAAGGUAUUUCUGUUUUUUAUUUUCAAUAUAUUUGAAGGAAUAUUUUAAAAUAUGUUUUCACUUUGUAUUUAUGGGGUAUUGUUAGUAGAUUGAUGAGGAUGUUUUAUUUAUUUUAUCCAUUUUAGAAUAAGGCUGUAACGUAACAAAAUGUGGAAAAAGUAAAGGGGUCUUAUGCCUUUCCGAAUGCACUGCAUAUAUUUUUUUGAGACAGUUUGCUACAGCAGGAAUAUAUUCCAUCAGAACCAGGAAAUGUGAGUUGGUAUGUGGAUUAUAAUUAAUAGACAUUUCUGUAGGGCUUGAUACAUUUUUCAUUAGAUCAAAUCAAGUCUGAAAUGUCAAAGUGGAAAUUGCAAUCUUUCGAAGCCUUUUUAAAACUCAAAUACAGUACAAAUUUGCAUGACCUGCUUUGCAAGAAUAUUCUGUGAUCAAAUUAAGAUCCUACAUUUGUAGACUAAACCCACAGUCAUGCAGAAGCUUGCAGGGUUGAUAUUCUAAUGCUUCCAUGCUUAUAACAUUCUUGACUUCUUCUUGGCUGUGUGUGUGUGUCACUGACUGUGUGUGAAACUUGUGUGUCACUGACUGUGUGUGUAACUUGUUUGUCACUGACUCUGUGUGUAACUUGUUUGUCACUGACUGUGUGUAACUUGUUUGUCACUGACUUUGUGUGUAACUUGUGUGUCACUGACUGUGUGUGUAACUUGUGUGUCACUGACUGUGUGUAACUUGUUUGUCACUGACUCUGUGUGUAACUUGUGUGUCACUGACUGUGUGUGAAACUUGUGUGUCACUGACUGUGUGUGUAACUUGUUUGUCACUGACUCUGUGUGUAACUUGUUUGUCACUGACUCUGUGUGUAACUUGUGUAUCACUGACUGUGUGUGUAACUUGUGUGUCACUGACUGUGUGUAACUUGUGUGUCACUGACUGUGUGUAACUUGUUUGUCACUGACUGUGUGUAACUUGUGUGUCACUGACUGUGUGUAACUUGUGUGUCACUGACUGUGUGUAACUUGUGUGUCACUGACUGUGUGUAACUUGUUUGUCACUGACUGUGUGUAACUUGUGUGUCACUGACUGUGUGUAACUUGUGUGUCACUGACUGUGUGUAACUUGUGUGUCACUGACUGUGUGUAACUUGUGUGUCACUGACUGUGUGUAACUUGUUUGUCACUGACUCUGUGUGUAACUUGUGUGUCACUGACUGUGUGUGUAACUUGUGUGUCACUGACUGUGUGUGUAACUUGUGUGUCACUGACUGUGUGUGUAACUUGUGUGUCACUGACUGUGUGUGCAACUUGUGUGUCACUGACUGUGUGUGUAACUUGUGUGUCACUGACUGUGUGUGUAACUUGUGUGUCACUGACUGUGUGUGUAACUUGUUUGUCACUGACUGUGUGUGUAACUUGUGUGUCACGGAUUAUGUGUAACUUGUGUGUCCCUAACAGGGUGAGCCUGUUGGCAAAGUACUGCAGCACUCAUCUCCACACUGUCAAACUGAGCUUCUGCCAGAUCAGCCCAGAGGCCAUCCACAACCUCAGCAGGCAGUGCAAACGUUUGAAGCUACUGCACCUCUACGGCUGUGCCUACAUCCCUACUGAGAAGGAGAUCAGAGACAUCAACCCAAAUGUUACACUCAACCCGCUGACUUGAUACACACACACAGACACACUUAUUGUUGAAAUUGGUAACACAUCUGACAAACUCCUCCACAGUUACCACAACUUUGUAAAUACAGCCUGUGUGAUAUAAAGAAUGAAGAGUGCCCACAGCACAAGUGUGUCAAAGGCCCUCCUUCCAUCACCUCCUUCAUACAGUGAUGUGGUGUCAGGCAAGCUUUAUCCAAAUUACAUCUAUCUAGUCAAGAUACACAUAUUUUGUAGAUUUCUUUUUUUUUUAUGUACAUGCUGAUUGUUAGUGAAAGUUUCCCAUUCUCUGGGAGGCUCCCGAGUGGUGCAGCAGUCUAAGGCACUGCAUCUCAGUGCAAGAGGGGUCACUACAUCCCCUGGUUUAAAUCCAUGCUGUAGUGGCCCAGUGUUGUCCAGGUUUGGCCAUGGUAGACCGUCAUUGUAAAUAAGAAUGUGUUCUUAACUGACUUGCCUAGUUAAAUAAAGGUCAAAUACAAAAUAUCUAGCAGCCAGACAGAAAUGGGUCUUGGUCUUCUAGACUAUCUCUAUGGAAACACUUUUUUUGUGUGUGUGUUUUGUUUAUUCAACCUAUUACACUUGUUCGGACGCAUAGUUCUUGUUUGUUUUGUUCCUCUUUUUCUCGAAGUUGUGAAGUUGACACAAGAGAAUGCUAAAGUAGGUAAGCCAUGUCAGCGUAACAUUCCACAAUACGUUUUUUCACAGGGGACAAUCUUAGGACUCAUCAUUGUAGUCUGUAUGAAAAUGUGGGAUGGACCUCUCUGUCUGGAAGAAGAGAGCUGCAUUCUCUUUGAUUUAUUUACAAAGAUAUCUUACAGAACAUCCCUCCAUAUGUAACUUCAUUAAUUAAGAGAGCAUCACCAUGGUCACUGGCCACAAGAAUGAUGGAGUUUCUUGGGGACCUUCAAUGCUGCAGAUAUGUUUUGGGUGAGCCUGUUGGCAAAGUACUGCAGCACUCAUCUCCACACUGUCAAACUGAGCUUCUGCCAGAUCAGCCCAGAGGCCAUCCACAACCUCAGCAGGCAGUGCAAACGUUUGAAGCUACUGCACCUCUACGGCUGUGCUUACAUCCCUACUGAGAAGGAGAUCAGAGACAUCAACACCACUCUUACACUCAACCCGCUGACUUGAUACACACACUAGAGCGUUGGACCAGUAACCAAAAGGUUGCUGGAUUGAAUCCCUGAGCUGACUAGGUUGAAGCUACUGCAUCUCUACAGCUGUGCCUACAUCCCUACUGAGAAGGAUAUCAGAGACAUCAACCCAAAUGUUACACUCAACCCGCUGACUUGAUACACACACACAGACACACUUAUUGUUGAAAUUGGUAACACAUCUGACAAACUCCUCCACAGUUACCACGACUUUGUAAAUACAGCCUGUGUGAUAUAAAGAAUGAAGAGUGCCCACAGCACAAGUGUGUCAAGGGCCCUCCUUCCAUCACCUCCUUCAUACAGUGAUGUGGUGUCAGGCAAGCUUUAUCCAAAUUACAUCUAUCUAGUCAAGGUACAAAUAUUUUGUAGAUUUGUUAUUAAUUUUUUUACAUGCUGAUUGUUAGUGAAAGUUUCCUAUUAUCUAGAGGCAGCAGGUGGCCUAAUGGCUAGCUCUUUGGACCUGUAACCGAAAGGUUGCUAGAUCGAAUCUGAGCCGAUAAGGCAGGUUAACUCCCUGUUCGUUGUAAAUUAGAAUUUGUUCUUAACCGACAUGUCUGGUUUAAUAAAUACAAAUCUAGUAGACAGAAAUGGGUAUUGGUCUUCUAGACUAUCUCUAUGGAAACGCAGUUGUUUUUGCUUGUGUUUCGUUUAUUCAACCUAUUGCAGGUAAUUGUGUAAGUGCGCGUGUCCGGGCACACAGUUCUUGUUUGUUUUGUGCCUGUUCUGGAAGUUGAGAGGCCAACACAAGAAGUAAGCCGCGUCAGCAGCUGUCGCACCCCACCUCUCACCACCUGUGUACCUGGCAAGAGACCCGUGGCAAGGGGACUGUCACAGCACCGCAAAGGACGACACAAGACUUGAUAAAUGAUACUAGGACGAAGGACGACACAUUAAUACCGUUAGCCCGAGGUGGUCGAAGUCCUGGAAAGAAUGAACGCUCUAUUUUUCUUUUCUUUUCAGGACCUCGAUAAGGUGAUUGACAGUGUUGAACGACUUGGAUAAAAACCUCAGACAUGAAGUUCGUAAGGUGGUGGUAAAAGGAAUUGAAUUGGUUAAAAACGUUGCUUUAUUGCUGUUGCCCAUAGUGUUCAUUCCCCUGGUGGUUUUCUGCGUGCUUGGUUUCUGGGGCUUUCAACUCUGGACUGAACCAUGUCAUUACCAGGCAUGGGUAGGGACCGGGAGAGUUUGUGUUCGCUCUUUCACGCUUGUGAUGUGGAUAAUUCUGGACAGAUUGAAAAAUACGAGUUUAUUCAAAUCUGCUCAGAGCUCAAUGUUCCACCGACGGAGAGAGAGCACAUAUUCUCUAAACUGGACACCGACAGAGACGGGACUAUCAAUCUAGCGGAGUUCAUUAGCGGCUUCCUCGGGAUCUCGGAGCAAGUGUAUUGUGGGAACAUGGAGAGCGAGAGCUGGGAAGUCUCUUCUCCGGCCUGGGAAGAUUUCCAGACCCGACUGGGGGACCAUGCCAAGUUCAUACCCAGGAAUGAGCAGGCAGCCACGCUGUAUCAGAACAUCAGUAUGGCAGAGCCCAGGAUGGUGCCUCAGUAUGAGAGACUCAUCAUGAGUUUCACCAGAGAGAUCAAACAGCACAACGCUGAGAUGGAGAACUUGGCCCUGGCUGUCAAACGGGCCCAGGACAAGGCCUCCAUGCAACUCAGUGAGAUGGAGGAGGAGAUGGAUCAACGCAUCCAUACAGCCGAGAACAACACAAGGCUUCAGGAAGCCAAGAGGGCUGAGGCAGCUCUAAGUGAGCUGAAGAGGCACUAUGAGUCCGAGGUGUGUGAGCUGCAGCACAAGGUCCAGAAGAUGAAGCUGAUUGAAGACCAGUACAAGAACAUCAACAUGAAAGAUGAGUCUUCAACCCUGAAGAGGAAGAUCAACAAACUGACUCUGGAAAACCAGAGGUUGAAGCAGGAGUUAAUGCAGUCCCACACUAACAUAGCCUUCCUGCAGAGUGAACUGGACUCUCUGAAGAGUGACCUGACAGACCACAGCAUCAACUCGGAGGGAUAUGAGGCGAUGAUGAGAGAGUUCUCUGAUGAGAGGGAUAACCUGGAGCGACAGAUAGAGAUCCUACAGGCAGCCAACAGGAAGCUUAAUGACAGUAAUGAUGGGCUGCUCAGGUCCCUUGAGAACAGCCUCAGCAAAAGCAACAAGCGUGAUAGCAGUGCUUCCCCAGCCAGCAUCAUUAGCAGGAGGAGCAGGAGCAACUGUUACUCAUCCCCAUACUUGGACAGGUUCUACCAGGCGGGUGUGGAGGAUGUUGAUGAGGACGAGGACCCACUGGGAGGCCUGUUUGGGGGUGGUGGUAAGGGCUCCCUGGGGUGUCGGAGGCCUGGUCUGGACACCAUAGCUCUGGCUCUGUGCGACCCAGGCAUGCAGCGCAGACAUAGCUACGAGGUGGACAGCCUGCCCGAGAGCUGCCUAGACAGCGGCAUGUCCACGCUGCGCGGCUCCAACUACGGAUAUGACUCUGAGCAGGAGGUCAAAGGGCACGAGGAUGAGGAGGAGGAGGGACAGAGGGUGGCCAGGAUCACAGAUGGCCUGGCGGAAGACAACUUUGACAACGACAUUGCAGAGGUGCAGAACAAGAUGGUGUUCGGAUCAGACAAUGGUUCUGUCCUGGACUGGAAACCCUUGGAACCAGUCAGCCGGAACAGCUCGGGAGCGUCCACACGCAAAGCCCUGUCCGCCAUCACCAAUGAGGCAAAGGAGAAGGAGUCAGCUGACCUGGGAUAUAUAACAUCAGAGAAGGCCUAUCGGGUGGUGUUGGCAGGUGACGCGGCGGUGGGCAAGUCCAGCUUCCUGCUCCGCCUCUGCAAGAACGAGUUUCGAGGAAACACCAGCGCCACCCUGGGGGUGGACUUUCAGAUGAAGAGUCUGGUAGUGGAUGGAGAGCCUACCCUACUACAGCUAUGGGACACAGCAGGCCAGGAGAGGUUCCGCAGCAUUGCUAAGUCCUACUUCAGACGAGCCGAUGGCGUCCUCCUGCUGUAUGAUGUCACCUGUGAAAAGAGCUUCCUCAACGUCCGAGAGUGGGUGGACAUGAUCGAGGACGUGUCCCAGGACGACAUCCCCAUCAUGUUGGUGGGGAAUAAGAGUGACCUGAGAGAGCAGGCUCUGCAGGACGGGAUCACCUGUGUCUCCACCAGCUACGGAGAGAAACUGGCCAUGACGUAUAACGCCCUCUUCUGUGAGACCAGUGCCAAAGACGGCUCCAAUGUCAUAGAGGCCGUGCUGCAUCUGGCCAGAGAGGUGACCAAGCAGGUUCAUGGGGCUGAGGACCAGGAGUCUGUGACUAACCUCUAUAGAAAUCCCAACAAGAAGAUGCCCACCGUCACCUGCUGCACAGGAUAAGAUACCAAACAGAAACGCUACUAGAGUAACCAAAACUCACCACCUAAGGAACCGCAUCAACAGAACACCACAACACUAGAACACUGUGUCCAACAGCGGAACAAGAGAACAAUGGGACUUCAGAAGAAAAGAACACAGGAGAAUCUGAUCAGAACACUCGAGUACUGUACAGUAACACUAGAACCGCAAGACAGCUGGUUUUCUCAUAUAACAUCAACUGUACUGCUUAAUGCUAUAGGAUAACUCAUAUUGAGCUGUUAAGAAAGACAGCGUGUGUGUGUGUGUGUGUGUGUGUGUGUGUGUGUGUGUGUGUGUGUGUGUGUGUGUGUGUGUGUGUGUGUGUGUGUGUGUGUCUGUUUGUAUGAUUAUGCGCUUGCAUGAAUGCAUGGGUGCUUGUGUUAUAUGCAGAUGUCAUUCACAUCCUGGUUAGUAGUGAAAUCUAAUCUCCUAUGCUGUUGAUUGUAUUUUAUGAAACCUCUGUGUGUACCAAAUAGUCAUACAUUGGAAGUCAGAAGUUUACAUACACUUAGGUUGGAGUCAUUAAAACUUGUUUUUCAACCACUCCACAAAUUCCUUGUUAACAAACUAUAGUUUUGGCAAGUCGGUUAGGACACCUACUUUGUUUACAGAUUAUUUCACUUAUAAUUCACUGUAUCACAAUUCCAGUGGUUCAGAAGAUUAACUACACUAAAUUGACUGUGCCUUUAAACAACUUGGAAAAUUCCAGAAAAUUAUGUCAUGGCUUGAGAAGCUUCUGAUAGGCCAAUUGACAUCAAUUGGAGGUGUACCUGUGGAUGUAUUUCAAGGCCUAACUUCAAACUCAGUGCCUCUUUGCUUGACAUCAUAGGAAAAUCCAAAGAAAUCAGCCAAGACCUCGGAAGAAGAAAAAAAUAAGCCAGACUAAGGUUUGCAACUGCACAUGGGGCAAAGAUUGUACAUUUUGGAGAAAUAUCCUCUGGUCUGAUGAAACAAAAAUAGAACUGUUUGGCCAUAAUGACCAUCAUUAUGCUUGGAGGGAAAAGGGGGAGGCUUGCAAGCCGAAGAACACCAUCCCAACCAUGAAGCACGGGGAUGGCAGCAUCAUGUUGUGGGGGUGCUUUGCUGCAGGAGGGACUGGUGCACUUCACAAAAUAGAUUGUAUCACGAGGAAGGAAAACUAUGUGAAUUAUCUUGAAUGAAGCAUCUGGAAACAUCAGUUAGGAAGUUAAAGUUUGGUUACAAAUGGGUUUUCCAAAUGGAUUAUGACCCAAGCAUACUUCCAAAGUUGUGGAAAAACGGCUUAAGGACAACAAAGUCAAGGUAUUGGAGUGGCCAUCACAAAGCCCUGACCUCAAUCCUACAGAAAAGUUGUGGGCAGAACUGAAAAAGCGUGUGUGAGCAAGGAGGCCCACAAACCUGACUCAGUUACACCAGCUCUAUCAAGAGGAAUGGGCCAAAAUUCACCCAACUUAUUGUGGGAAGCUUGUGGAAGGCUACCCGAAACAUUUGACCCACAAUUUAAAGGCAAUGCUACCAAAUACUAAUUAAGUGUAUGUAAACUUCUGACCCAGUGGGAAUGUGAUGAAAGAAAUAAAAGCUGAAAUAAAUAAUUCUCUACUAUUA
Molecule: messenger RNA, 9206 nt
Organism: Oncorhynchus keta (chum salmon)
Lineage: Eukaryota; Metazoa; Chordata; Actinopteri; Salmoniformes; Salmonidae
Product: ras and EF-hand domain-containing protein-like
Exons: 22
Coding region: 5397-7604 (735 amino acids)
Molecular function (GO): calcium ion binding; GTPase activity; GTP binding
Source: RefSeq, a predicted model, not a curated record